Molecule: messenger RNA, 2064 nt
Organism: Diversispora eburnea
Lineage: Eukaryota; Fungi; Glomeromycota; Glomeromycetes; Diversisporales; Diversisporaceae
Source: the annotation of a GenBank genome assembly
AUGUCCCAUUUUCAAAUUUUACUUCGUAUAAGAGAAGAUCACGAUUAUAAUCACCAAAGAUAUCCCAAUACUUUAGGACUUAGACAGUAUCUUUCUAUACAUUCUCCUGAUCCAUCCUGUACUAUUUGUCACCCACCUACUCCUAUUAGCACUGUACAAUUUUUAAAUUUUUGGAAUUGGUAUUCUGCUGAAUUUCCAUCCUUUUCCUAUACUCUUCGCACUCAAACUAACUUUUCAUUGUUAGAAAAUCACACCUUUAAUGAUAUUCCAGAAUUAGUACUUACAAACCUUUUUUCUAGUAUAAGACAUACACAAUUUCCUGGAAAUUAUCCUAUUCUUAUAAAUACAUUUUUUGAAGCUUAUUCAAGAACAAAUAGAUUUACUGAAGACGCAUUUGAAGUAUUAUAUACUGAUAGUGAAACUCGCAGUAUCUCAUCUGUCAAUUCUUCUGAAAAAAGUUUUUCUGAAAAUUCUGAACAUUCUUCUGUUGAAGAAAUAAAUCCCGUAUUAAAUAGACAAUUACAUCAAUUACCAAUAAUGGCACAACAACAACCACAAGCAUCUGCUGCUACAUGGUGGACAAUUAGAAGAGGUCAACAACCUCUAAUUGAUAGAUGGAAUGAUCCCAAUAAUAUUCCUCAAAGUUUCCGCCCUACAUUUAUUGCACAUUUUAGAACAGCCACUCUUGAAGCAAAAUGGUUUGCUCAACUUACUCAAAGAAAACAAUUACCUACAGAAAGUGUUGACACAUAUCAUGCAGAGAUGGAAGAAUUAAUCAGACGUGUAGAAGCAGGUGGACAUCAAUAUCCUGACACAUCUAAAGCACAAAUGUUUAUUAAUGGUUUGCGCACUGAACUUUCAGCUGGUGUUGCUGCUUUUACUCCAAAUACUUUACAGGCUGCUUAUGAAAAAGCAAAAGCUUUAGAAACUAUUCAUAAACAAAAUCCCGUAUAUGCUGCUUUUCUUGGAUAUCCUUCUGUUGGUCCAUUCUCUACAAUGAAUGCCAACUUUUCAUCUGAUAGACAUAUCAGUCGCGAAUGUACAAGACCGCGAAACUACCAACGGAAUAAUAAUUCUGAAAACUUUGGAAAUAAUACUUCUAGAAGUAAUUAUCAAAGAAACAAUAAUCCCUCAGCACCCCCAUUGUCCUCUAAUAAUGUUCCGGGGGAUAAUUCUAAUAAUCAACAAGCAGAAGCCAUGCAAACUUUAUUGAAUAUGCUUGGUUCCGCGAAUAUUAAUAACAAUGGAAAUAAUGAAUCUCCGCGAAAUAAUAAUAAUGACGAAGGAAGACAAUCUUAUUUUAAUGUUUAUGAUGACCAACCUUUUUAUCCAGCAGAAAGAACAAAUCGUCCUAACAGAACUGAUCCUAUAAUAACAAGACAAAAGAAAAAGACAACAGAAAAUAAAGAAAAUGAGAUUAAAGAAGUGGAACCUGCAACAAUUGUUGACUUUGAAGAAAAUCCCUAUCAACCUGAAACUGUAGAUGUAGAAAUGCCUAAUGAAACAAAUGAACCAAAAGAAGUCUUAGAAAAGAAACCAAAUUCUACAAAGAAAAGACAAAAAGGAAAUCUUCCAAGAAGAAAACAAUUUGAAGAACAACUUCCCCAAAUAUCUUCGCUAGUAACACCUUACUCCAUAGUAGCAGAUUUACAAAAUAAACAAGCAAAUAUUACUUAUGGUCAACUUCUUUUAGCUGCACCUAAUAUGAGACAAGAUCUCGCAAAAGGUUUACAGAAAAAGAAAAUGCCUGUUAAAAGAAAAUUUAAAUCUAAUCUUGGCGUACAACCUUCUCAUCGCACAACAGCAUUGUAUUGCAAUGCCAAUAUCAUGGGAAAUAAUAUUCCACUUAUAGUUGAUAGUGAAUCCUCUGGUAGUGUAGUGUCAUCUCAUCUUCUUAAAAAAUUAGGUAUUCAAAUUGACUGCCCUUCCUUUAUCAACAUGAUAAAUAUUCAUGGCGAAAGUAAAAGAGCUUUAGGAGAAAUUUCUGAUUUCCCUUUUGUUGUAGGAGGAGUAAAGAUCCCUAUAGAUGUUGUAGUUACUGAUGCCUAUUCUUACCAAGCUAUU